ACGUGUCGUAACACACAUACCCGGAGUCUACUAUUGUACUUACCAUCGCGCACUUGCAAACUCGCAGCUCAAGGAUCUGCCAAAUUUUUCAACAACAACUAUAGAAGUGUUGCAAAAAGGAUUUUUAACUGUGUUUGAGUGUAUUAUUAUUACUACGAAACAAGGAUUAUAUACAGUUGUGUCAGGUGGAGGAAGGAUGUGCUUUAUCGGAAACAAUAUAUCGCGGGGGUGUAACAUCUUGAGGACUAAGUGAUUCCGAAGCGGAAAUACGCGUUGACUUUUCACGUAGCAACGAAACUCAUCGAAGGAAAUAUGGUUGAUCUGAAGAACGAGCCGGCGGCCACGCCGAAAAAGUCCAAACAUGUCCUGUCCAUGACCACGGUCAAGAACUGGUUCAUGUCGGACAAGAAGCAGCAGGACGCGCCGUUCCGCCAACGCAUGCCCGAAUCCUUCCUGCGCUCCAUCCGCAGAAGGUCGCUGCGUGUCAAAAGGACCAAAUCUCUGGUCCUUCCGGAAAAGCGGAAGUCUGACUCUUUUGUGAAUAGUCAGGAAUGGACGUUAUCCCGAUCUGUGCCGGACGUGAGGCUGGGAAUAGUGGGUUCCCUGUCCUCUGGGAAGUCCGCCCUGGUGCAUAGGUACCUCACCGGUUCCUACAUGCAGGAGGAGUCCCCAGAGGGUGGCAGGUUCAAGAAGGAGAUCCUGGUAGAUAACCAGAGCUAUCUGCUGCUGAUUAGGGACGAGGGUGGAACCCCGGAAUUGCAGUUUACUGCCUGGGUGGACGCGGUCAUCUUCGUGUUCAGUUUGGAGAACGAGAACUCCUUUAACGCGAUCUACAACUACUACACGAAGAUGUCUCACUACAGGAACGUAGCCGAGAUACCUUUAAUUCUGGUCGGCACUCAAGAUGCGAUCAGCGAGAACAAUCCGCGGGUCAUAGACGAGUCUCGGGCUCGCAAAUUGGCCAACGACCUGAAGAGGUGUUCGUAUUACGAAACCUGCGCCACAUAUGGUCUGAACGUCGAGCGGGUCUUUCAAGACGCUUGCCAGAAGAUCGUGCAGCAGAGGUUGUCCACGUCCGCCACCUGCUUGACCCCAACUAAUUCGAGGCCCUCGACGCCGAAUUUCCAUCCUCCCGGUGGUCCUCUAACAGUUCCCAGACAUUUGACCACCAGCAACAACGGAUUCUCGACGCAACAACAGAAUCCGAACCAUAUGUCACCUAGUCACAAUCACACUUUAUCUCACAAGGAUUCGAUGGCGUUAUCGCAAAUGGGUGGAAGGCAAGUGCACACAUUGUCCGCUUCCAGCCAUCAUCUUCAUAGGCAGUCCGAGAAGCACGACGGUAUGCUGAGGUGCGACGAAAAGUGGAACUCGUCCUCUUCGACGCUCGGCAGUCACGGCUCUUCGCAGGCCCUCCUCAUCCAAACCAUUCCGACUGAGAACAACAACGUGGCGAAAUUCGCCGCUCCCCAUCCUUUGGACAACACGCAGCAGCAGCAGCAGCCUGCACAGAUCUCCAAGGACAAGGACCUGCCGACGCCCAGCUCGACGCCGACGACGUCUCGCAAAAGUCGGCGACGCUCCAACCUGUUCACGCCUUCAAAGAAGGCCGACGACAAGCUGAAGAACGGCGGCGACAUAGGCGUCGGCAGGGCCAUCCCCCUGAAGCAGGGCUACCUCUACAAGAGGAGCAGCAAGCCUUUAAACAAGGAGUGGAAGAAGAAGUACGUAACGCUGUGCGACGACGGCCGUCUCACCUACCAUCCCAGCUUGCACGAUUACAUGGACGACGUCCACGGAAAAGAGAUCUCAUUGCAGUAUGUUACCGUUAAAGUACCAGGACAGAAACCCAGAGGAUCUAAAAGCAUUAUCACCGUUGCCCCUACCAAUGGUCACACUAUUAACGAAGGUAUUGGAGGUCUUUCCAUUGGCUCGAAGGAUAAACGCUUAACGGAAAAGGUGUUGCUGACCGCUUUCGAAAUGUCCAAAGAUUCAGGCAAAUGCAGUCAGGUCAGCGGCGAUGAAGGAAUGUUCAACAGCAAUUCCUUCUUGAAUGGAGACAGCCUCAAAACAGAAACGCCCAACGUCAAGAAAAGGCACAGGCGUAUGAAGAGCAGUGGCGUCAAAAAUGCAGAAAACGAUGACGGAGACGGUUACGAGUUCUACAUAGUUUCGUUGGAUAAUAAGCAAUGGAACUUUGAAGCAACGAGUUCGGAGGAACGUGACGAAUGGGUUACCGCUAUUGAGCAGCAGAUUCUCAAUUCGCUGCAGCUGAAUGAAUCCUCGAAGGCGAAGAAGCAGAACAAUCCUUUGGAAGCGGAGACGAUACAGACUAUAAGGACGCGCGUGCCUGGCAACACCUACUGCGUGGAUUGCGAUGCUCCGAAUCCUGAUUGGGCCAGUUUGAAUUUGGGAGUCCUCAUGUGCAUCGAGUGCUCGGGUAUUCAUCGGAAUCUUGGUUCGCACAUAUCCAAAGUUCGAUCUUUGAAUUUGGAUGAAUGGCCACCUGGUCAUUUGAGUGUGAUGUUGGCUGUGGGUAACAAUCUGGCCAAUUCGAUUUUCGAGUACCGGACGCAGGGUGAGAGGAAGCCUGAUCCUUCGUCGUCUAGGGAGGAUAAAGAGCGAUGGAUACGCGCCAAAUACGAGAACAAAGAGUUCCUGCCACCUCUGUGCAAUAUGAUGUCUAUAGAGCAGCAACUCAUCGAUUCGGUGUGCGCGUCCAACGUGAAGAGCAUCGUGCAGAUCCUGGCGCAGGCGACCACCGAGCAGGUCAACACGACGGUCGGACCACGCGACCUCCGCAGUCCCCUUCACCUGGCCUGCGCCAUGGGCAACCUCGCCGUGGCUCAGCUCCUCAUCUGGCAUAACGCGAACGUGAAAGCGAUCGAUCAGGACGGCAGGACGUGUCUGACGUACGCGAAGGCUGCCUACGGAAUAGCAAUUUCUAAGCAGCCCCAGCAAACUGGGAACAAUAGUGCAAAUAGCGAUGCCUCUUUGGCGGCGUGCAAGAGCCUCAUCGAGCUUCUGAUCAUCUCCGGUUGUCCGGAGACGACGUCCGUUCCCGGCAGCGGUACGCUGCCCCGGAGGAGAGGAAGCCAGGCCCUGCCGUCCUUCGAGAAGGUCACUUCUAGUGUAAUUUAAGUACUCCGCAAUACUAGCUGUUAAUUUUUUUGUCGUACAGGUAAACAAGAAUCAUAAUAUGAUAAUUAUAAUUCUAUAUAUAUAUAUAUUAUAUUCGAUACAUAAAUAUUGAAACAAUCAGUAGUGGUUUUUAGACGAAUGGUAACCUACUUCAAUUAUUGCUCUUUUUCGUUCUUCUCUCUUGAUUAUCUGAAGAAAACCCUCCCCUCCCGCCCUUGUUAUUUCGAAUGAAAUCGUGAAAGCACACUCGAUGUACUUAUAAAUAUAUAUAAAUAUAGUUAUUUAUUGGAUGUAUCUCUUGCAAAAGUAAUCACUAACUAUGAUGAUGAUGAUGAUGAUGAUAAUGAUGUUGAUGAUAUAUAAAAAAAAAAUGAUGUCAAUUCCUGCACUGAUUUAUUUAUAGUUGUAAUAAAUGACCACAGUGAGUAUUAAGCGUAAGUGACUAUAUUAUAUACAAGUUUUAUAUAUGUGUCUUCAAUUACUCGUUCGAAGUUUUGUCAUGAUGUGAUUUAAUUUAUUUAUAUAUAUAUAUUUUC
Molecule: messenger RNA, 3677 nt
Organism: Nicrophorus vespilloides
Lineage: Eukaryota; Metazoa; Arthropoda; Insecta; Coleoptera; Silphidae
Product: centaurin-gamma-1A
Exons: 11
Coding region: 313-3141 (942 amino acids)
Cellular component (GO): nucleus
Molecular function (GO): GTP binding; GTPase activator activity; GTPase activity
Source: RefSeq, a predicted model, not a curated record